Messenger RNA from Pseudonaja textilis, 378 nucleotides. NCBI's taxonomy places the organism in Eukaryota, Metazoa, Chordata, Lepidosauria, Squamata, Elapidae. The record is from RefSeq and is a predicted model, not a curated record.
GCGAUGCUGGCCCUGGAGCUGCUGAGCCUGGCUUGGCUGGCCGGCGUGGCGAUGGGGCAGAACGAGACGGAGCCCAUCAUCCUGGAGGGCAAGUGCCUGGUGGUGUGUGACUCCAACCCGGCUUCCGAUCCCACCGGCACGGCGCUGGGCAUCUCGGUCCGGUCGGGCAGCGCCAAAGUGGCCUUCUCGGCCAUCCGCAGCACCAACCACGAGCCGUCGGAGAUGAGCAAUCGCACCAUGAUCAUUUACUUCGACCAGGUGCUGGUCAACAUUGGGCUCAACUUCGACUCUGAACGCAGCACUUUCAUCGCUCCCCGGAAGGGCAUCUACAGCUUUAAUUUCCACGUGGUCAAGGUGUACAACAGGCAGACUAUCCAG